AUGACUCGAUUUCUCCUAGCGUUGUGCGGAGUGGCACCGAAUCAUAAGAUCACCUCUUUCGAAGAGGCAAAGGCAAUUGAUCUGAUCAACGAGCGGAUGCCACCGCGACACGAUUUAAGUUCAGGCAGCUCGACAAAUUCUGCGCGCACACGCACAUCCUCCUCUUGCUCCUGCUCGCAUCACCCCGCUACGGCUAUUUCCACCUCCGGAAAGCAACAAAAUAGCAGUGGGAAUAGCAAUAAUAACAACGGGGAACGAUCAUCUUCUUCAUCUCAGUACCACCAUCGUCAUCGCAAGUCGUCUGGCAACACGCCUGAGAAGAUCGGUUCUAGUGGCGUUGCGGAUCAUCGUCAUCGCCCCUCCGGCCUCUCCACCAAUUCCUCCGCCUCCUCCUCUCCUCGAACCUCCAACGCUACCGCUACUGCUGCUGCUGCCGCC
Hydatigera taeniaeformis is the source of this 438-nucleotide messenger RNA. The record is from the annotation of a GenBank genome assembly. Lineage: Eukaryota; Metazoa; Platyhelminthes; Cestoda; Cyclophyllidea; Taeniidae.